Alligator sinensis (Chinese alligator) is the source of this 6875-nucleotide messenger RNA. It is a transcript of the gene CDC42BPB, whose product is annotated as CDC42 binding protein kinase beta. The transcript has 38 exons. Bases 145 to 5142 code for a protein of 1665 amino acids. Gene Ontology annotation, biological process: actomyosin structure organization; peptidyl-threonine phosphorylation. The record is from RefSeq and is a predicted model, not a curated record. NCBI's taxonomy places the organism in Eukaryota, Metazoa, Chordata, Crocodylia, Alligatoridae. Gene Ontology annotation, cellular component: cytoskeleton; cytoplasm. Gene Ontology annotation, molecular function: ATP binding; protein serine/threonine kinase activity.
GACGCGGCGCUCAGCGUGGAGGCGCUGCUCGACCUGCUGCUUGGCGUGUGCGGGGAGUGUGGCCGCGACGCGCCGCUGCGCCGGGACCGCUACGUCUCCGACUUCCUCGAGUGGGCAAGACCAUUUACACAGUUGGUGAAGGAAAUGCAACUUCAUCGGGAUGACUUUGAAAUUAUAAAAGUAAUUGGAAGAGGUGCUUUUGGUGAGGUUGCAGUUGUUAAAAUGAAGUGCACAGAGCGCAUUUAUGCCAUGAAAAUUCUCAAUAAAUGGGAAAUGCUUAAAAGAGCAGAGACAGCUUGUUUCCGAGAAGAGAGAAAUGUUUUGGUGAAUGGAGACUGUCAAUGGAUUACUACAUUGCACUAUGCCUUUCAAGAUGAGAACUAUCUGUACUUAGUAAUGGACUACUAUGUGGGUGGUGAUUUGCUGACACUUCUCAGUAAGUUUGAAGACAGACUUCCAGAAGAUAUGGCCAGGUUCUACAUUGGUGAAAUGGUGCUUGCUAUACAUUCCAUACAUGAGCUACAUUAUGUGCACAGGGACAUAAAGCCUGACAAUGUUCUUUUGGACAUGAAUGGUCAUAUACGGCUGGCAGACUUUGGAUCCUGUUUGAAGAUGAGUGAAGAUGGCACUGUACAGUCUUCAGUGGCAGUGGGUACACCUGACUACAUCUCCCCAGAGAUACUGCAAGCGAUGGAGGAUGGGAUGGGCAAAUAUGGACCAGAAUGUGACUGGUGGUCUUUAGGUGUCUGCAUGUAUGAAAUGCUGUAUGGAGAAACUCCCUUUUAUGCUGAAUCCUUAGUGGAAACCUAUGGGAAGAUUAUGAAUCAUGAAGAACGAUUUCAGUUUCCAUCCCAUGUUACAGAUGUGUCUGAAGAAGCAAAAGACCUUAUUCAGCGGCUUAUUUGCAGUCGGGAACGUAGACUAGGACAGAAUGGAAUUGAGGAUUUCAAGUCGCAUGCAUUUUUUGAGGGACUCAAUUGGGAUAAUAUCCGGAACCUAGAAGCACCUUAUAUUCCAGAAGUUAGCAGUCCUUCUGACACAUCCAACUUCGAUGUAGAUGAUGAUGUGUUAAGGAAUCCAGAAGUGGUGCCACCAACUUCUCAUACUGGGUUCUCUGGAUUACAUUUACCCUUUGUGGGGUUUACAUACACAACUGACAGCUGUUUAUCUGACAGAGGCUCAUUAAGAAGUGUAAUGCAGUCCAGUGCGGUAACCAAAGAUAAAGAUGUGCAACGCGACUUAGAGAGCAGCUCGCAAAUAGAAGCUUAUGAAAAGAGGAUACGAAAACUGGAGCAAGAGAAACAGGAUUUGAACAGAAAACUGCAAGAAUCUACACAAACUGUGCAGUCCCUUCAUACUCCAGCUCGUGUUACAGUACAUGCAAACUGUGAUAAAGAAAUCAAAAAGUUAAAUGAAGAAAUUGAGCGCUUGAAGAACAAAAUAGCAGAUUCCAGUAAGCUAGAACGGCAGCUUGCAGAUGCAGUGGCACUUCGCCAAGAACAUGAAGACUCCAUACACAGAGUAAAAGGACUUGAAAAGCAGUGCAGAAUACAAAGACAGGAGAAGGAGGACCUUCAUAAGCAACUUGUGGAAGCUUCAGAAAGAUUAAAGGCACAAUCAAAAGAGUUGAAGGAUGCUCAUCAGCAAAGAAAGCUAGCCAUGCAGGAGUUCUCAGAGCUCAAUGAAAGGAUGGUAGACUUGCGCUCUCAGAAACAGAAGGUCUCCCGACAGCUUCGUGAUAAAGAGGAAGAGGUGGAAGUGAUCAUGCAGAAAAUUGAUUCUAUGCGACAGGAAAUUCGUAAAUCUGAGAAAGCCAGAAAAGAGCUGGAAGCUCAACUUGAAGAAGUUGUAGCAGAAGCAUCAAAAGAACGCAAGCUCCGUGAGCACAGUGAGCUCUUCUCCAAGCAGCUGGAAAAUGAGCUUGAAACAUUAAAGGUGAAGCAAGGAGGCCGGGCAGCAGGAGCUACAUUAGAACAUCAACAAGAGCUUUCCAAAAUGAAGUCGGAGCUUGAGAAGAAAAUCUUAUUUUAUGAAGAGGAGCUAGUCAGGAGAGAGGCAUCUCAUGUCUUAGAAGUAAAAAACGUGAAAAAGGAAGUGCAUGAUUCAGAGAGCCAUCAGCUAGCUCUUCAGAAAGAGAUCAUGAUGUUAAAAGAUAAACUGGAGAAAGCAAAGCGAGAGAGGCACAGUGAGAUGGAGGAGGCUGUAGGAACAAUAAAAGAGAAAUAUGACCGGGAAAGAGGCAUGCUCUUAGACGAUAACAAAAAGCUGACAACUGAAAAUGAAAGGCUUUGUUCCUUUGUGGAUAAAUUAACAGCACAAAACAGGCAGCUAGAAGAUGAGCUCCAAGACCUGGCAGCGAAGAAAGAGUCGGUUGCCCACUGGGAAGCUCAGAUUGCAGAAAUUAUUCAGUGGGUAAGUGAUGAGAAGGAUGCCCGUGGAUACCUUCAGGCAUUGGCUUCCAAGAUGACAGAAGAACUAGAAUCGCUGCGAAGCUCCAGUCUGGGAUCAAGAACAUUAGAUCCACUUUGGAAAGUGCGGCGCAGCCAGAAGCUGGAUAUGUCAGCCAGGCUGGAACUGCAGUCUGCUCUUGAUGCAGAAAUACGUGCCAAGCAACUAGUUCAAGAAGAGCUACGAAAGGUUAAAGAUGCAAACAUAUCGUUUGAGAGUAAAUUGAAGGAAUCUGAAAAAAUAAAUCGGGAGCUGUUUGAAGAGAUAGAAGUCUUAAAGAAAAAACUGGAAGAAAAGUACAGAACGGAUACAGGUCUCAAACUUCCCGAUUUCCAAGAUUCAAUAUUUGAAUAUUUCAACACCUCACCCCUUCCACGUGAUCUGACUUUUAGAGAUUCUGUUUCUUCUUCAUCUACAUCCUCUCUGCUAGCCUUUUGGGAAGAAACGAGUUCUGUUAGUGAGCAAGAAGCACAAGGUCCCAAACCAGAAGUCUCACCAUCUAGUUCUGUCAUGACUGCUGAGCAGCAACAAGAAUUUCUUGUGAUUCAGGAAUCAAUUCGGCUUCAGAGGAUGCCUGCCGCUCCCUCCCCCACCAUUCAGUCCAUUUCUCUAGCUGUACCAAAGCCUAAAGCUCACCAACUCAACAUCAAGUCCUUCACAAGCCCUACUCAGUGCAGUCACUGCACGUCUCUUAUGGUGGGAUUAGUUCGACAAGGCUAUGCCUGUGACGUGUGUUCCUUCGCAUGCCAUGUUUCUUGCAAGGACAGCGCACCUCAAGUCUGUCCUAUACCCCCUGAGCAAGCCAAAAGGCCUCUUGGAGUAGAUGUUCAAAGAGGGAUAGGAACUGCCUAUAAGGGUUAUGUCAAGGUUCCAAAGCCUACUGGAGUUAAGAAAGGGUGGCAGAGGGCCUAUGCAGUUGUGUGCGACUGCAAACUCUUUCUGUAUGAUGUGCCUGAAGGAAAAUCCACCCAGCCUGGAGUUGUUGCAAGUCAAGUCUUGGAUCUCAGAGAUGAAGAUUUUUGUGUGAGCUCUGUCUUGGCAUCAGACGUAAUACAUGCCACCCGUAAAGACAUCCCUUGUAUAUUCAGGGUGACGGCUUCUCUCUUGGGCUCACCUUCAAAGACCUGUUCUUUACUGAUCCUGACAGAAAAUGAGAAUGAAAAGAGAAAAUGGGUAGGAAUCCUGGAAGGGCUGCAAUCUAUCCUGCACAAAAACAGACUUAAAAACCAAGUUGUACAUAUUCCACAAGAAGCCUAUGACAGUACGCUGCCACUCAUUAAAACAAGCUUAGCUGCUGCUAUUUUAGAUCGAGACAGAAUAGCAAUUGGUUCAGAAGAAGGACUGUAUGUGAUAGAGGUUACCCGUGAUGUGAUAGUCCGAGCUGCUGACUGUAAGAAGGUGUACCAGAUAGAGCCUGUGCCCAAAGAGAAAAUUAUCGUCCUCGUCUGUGGUCGGAACCAUCACGUUCACUUAUACCCCUGGGCCUCCCUGGAUGGAUCAGAAGGCAACUUUGAUAUCAAACUUCCAGAAACUAAAGGCUGCCAGUUUAUUACAACUGGAACACUGAAGAAAAGUUCUUCCGUUUGCUUGUUUGUGGCAGUCAAACGACAGGUUCUUUGCUAUGAAACUCACAGAACUAAACCUUUCCACAAAAAAUUCAGUGAAAUUCAGGCUCCAGGAACCGUACAGUGGAUGUCAGUGUUCAAGGACAAGCUCUGUGUUGGCUACCAGUCUGGGUUCUCUCUGUUGAACAUCCAGGGAGACGGACAGUCUAUAAACCUGGUAAAUCCUAAUGACCCCUCGCUUAUGUUCCUCUCACAGCAGUCUUUUGAUGCCCUUUGUGCUGUGGAACUCAGUAAUGAGGAAUACCUGCUUUGCUUCAGCCAUAUGGGAUUGUACGUCGAUUCACAAGGUCGAAGGUCACGCAUGCAGGAACUAAUGUGGCCUGCAACUCCUGUUGCCUGUAGUUGCAACUCUUCAUACAUAACAGUGUAUAGUGAAUACGGCAUUGAUGUCUUCGAUGUUAACACUAUGGAGUGGGUUCAGACUAUUGGCCUUAGAAGAAUCAGACCACUAAAUGUGGAGGGCACACUGAAUCUCCUGAACUGUGAGCCGCCGCGACUAAUAUAUUUCAAGAAUAAGUUCUCAGCAGGAGCAGUCCUCAGUGUGCCAGAAACUUCUGAUAACAGCAAAAAGCAAAUGCUUCGAACUAGAAGUAAAAGGAGAUUUGUCUUUAAGGUUCCUGAAGAAGAGAGACUGCAACAAAGGCGAGAAAUGCUUAGAGAUCCUGAGUUAAGGUCAAAAAUGAUUUCCAACCCGACCAAUUUCAACCACGUGGCUCAUAUGGGACCAGGAGAUGGAAUGCAAGUUCUCAUGGAUCUCCCACUGAGCGUCUUACCUCCUGCGCAAGAUGAGAAAGCAUGUCCCCCUGCAGCUAACCUCUCACGGCAGCAGCAGAAAAGCAAAACCUACAUUUCAUGGCCCUCAUCAAGUGGCAGCGAUGUGGGAGGAGUCAUGCCUUUGCGCAGUAUGUCCGAUCCUGACCAGGAGUUUGACAAAGAGCCUGAUUCAGACUCCACCAAACACUCUACUCCCUCUAACAGCUCAAACCCAAGCGGUCCCCCAAGUCCCAAUUCUCCGCAUAGGAAUCAGCUGACACUAGAUGGAUUGGAUCAGUCAACCUGUGACGCGUAACACUACAACUCCCACCAGUUCCGACUUUGAUCAUCUGCUACUCCACGGAGUAUUCCAGAACGGGGCCAAGCUGUCUCAGAUGCUAGUGCCAAGGCUGAUGCUGAAUCUCUAGUGUUGCACAAGAAAUAAUUAUUACGUCCAGAUUGUAGAUACAAAAUAUUGAAAUGAAGAAAAACCCUUGACUACAAUAUAGGGAUCAGGCUUUUUAUGCAGAAUUGUUCACUGUUCAGUCAUGGUUGAUUCCUUUCUGCACAGCGAUGAUGCAGUUACUUUGCAUAGAAGCAUUGACAGCCACCAGUAAAUAGUCUUAUUCUUAUGCUGAAAAAGAAAUAGAGAAGAGAUGCUGAUAGUGUUAUUAUUAAGCAGUAUCAGGAAUAUUAUUUUUCUAUAGAAUGAUGUAAUGUCUCAUUAGCAGGAAAUCCUUUUAGACAAAAUUUGGAUCUCUGAAUAGGAAAUACAAGCAGGUUUAGUUGCAUCCUCAGAUGACUAUACUUUUCCCUUUUUCCCAUAACUGUUUGUUCCCUAAGCCUUUAGGAGAAUGGUAGGAAGCUGUAGGUUGUUUCCAACAUCAGUAAAACCAUCAGGAAGUCAAAGGAAAGUUGGUUAUAGUAUUGUGGCCUUUUAAUUCAUUUAGCCAUUACAUAUUCAGCUACACAACUGUCUAUCUUUCUACCCAGUUAUAAGUCUUGUACAUAGGACUGUAACCAAUAACAUUUUGCCCUUACCCCGCUUUUUAGCCCCUGCCCCAGUCACGAUCAUUAGUCAGGGCUUUUAAAACAUCAGUGAUUACUGCUGUGAAAACGGAUUUUACUCCUAGUUCCUGCUCUCCUCUUCUGAGAAGUUUUCUCUUGGUUUUUCAGUGUAAAGAUACACUACUUUUUUCUUUUAUUUUUUUUUUUUAGCUAGCAAGCGUUCUUGUGGGAACACUACCCUUGAAGUCUGCUUGAAUUAAGGGAUUGUAUCAUACUAAAACACCAGUCUUGUAUUGGUAACCAAAGUGGAACGUGAAGGACGUGUAAACGAGGGUGCUGCUUUUUUUCAUUAAUUGUAUCCUCACCUGCAUGAAGACCCCAUGAUUAUUAAUCACAUAUUGAUCAUGUAGAAAAAUGCACAACACACUCCUGUAUAUUUUGCUAUGGCCCACGUGCAGUGGUGAUGUUUUGCGUGUAUAUUUAAUCUCAUGCUUCCAUGUAUUAUACAUUUAGUAAUCAAGGAUUUGUGACCACGUUUCAUGAAAAGCUUGUAAUUAUUUCAGUGGCUGGCAUAUCCAGUUUGUCAUUGUCACACUAGUGUGCCUUCUGUGCCAAUUCUAUGACAGUUGGAUGUCACUUAUUUAAAAUUUGGUUUAAAUGGGCAAAUGAUAUACCGAUGGCUAAUGUUCUUUUCUGAAACACUGUAUAGGACGUGCACUUACUUAGUUUAAACUGAGUGUUCUAGUCAACAUUUAAUCCUGUUUCAUUAAGUGUUUGACAGUACUUGCUUUCUCUCAGAUUAUCGAUAAAGGGUGCUCACUUAGAGCUGGACACUACUGCUUUGGGGGUUUUCUGGUUUUUACUUUUUUAAUGUAAGUCUAAGUCUUUGUAAUUAUUGAAUUGUGAGAACAUUUUUGAACAAUUUACCUGUCAAUAAAGCGGAGGAGGGAGGUUUUAAAGUUCAUACUGGUCUGUCUUGACAUGUACAAAUGCUUUUACCAGGUUCAUUUCAUAAUAAACUCACCGUGUUUAGUUGAAGCA